UCCCAAUUUUCCUCCUCACUUCUGAGUUCCGAGUUCUGACAUCCGAGUCUCUGCUAUCCAGCCGCUUGGCUUUUCCAAUUUUUUUUUCUUUAUUAUUUUCUUUGUCUUUAAAGCGCGGCUCAAUAAUUUUAAUAGAGUAUUAGGGUUUUAGCCACGCACUUGCUUCACUCCAUCUCAAUAACGUUGCACUCCGAAAAAGAAAAAAGAAAACUCUUCCGAAAAAUAGGCUCUCUUCUCUGUAUUCGUUGAAUCAUUCACUUUUUUUUUUCUUUUAAAUCCGUUAUCCUCUCUGAUUUUCAUUUCCAGUUAUUGGAUUUUAUGUUUGAGCCAUACUUCUUGGUCUUGGCCAGGGCUUUUUUCACCCACUAAUUCGUUCUAUUAGAUUUUAUCAGGAAAUUUGUGAGGAAUACUAGCGGAAAGCCAGAAUGCAGGCUUGUAGCGGAGCUGCAAUGAUGGGUUCUGUGCAACAACCCAUGAGGGUCAAUAGACCAGCAUUUCCUUUAAAAGGGUCUGGUAUUAGUGGAUUUCCGCACCAGAUUAAGCUUAACUCAGUGAAACCCUGUAGAGCUCAACUUGAAGGGAGCUUAGUCACUGGGAGGCCUCCCUCUUCAGUCUCUGUCCCUGUGCUCGAAAGCAGUUUUGUGGACCAUGGCCUCAGCGAAGCUGAUCCUGAGGUUCGUGCAAUUAUUAGCAAGGAGAAGGAGAGGCAGUUUAAAAGCCUUGAGCUUAUUGCCUCGGAGAACUUUACAUCCCGUGCAGUGAUGGAGGCAGUUGGCUCAUGUCUCACAAACAAGUAUUCUGAAGGACUGCCUGGUAAAAGGUACUAUGGUGGCAAUGAGUACAUUGAUGAACUUGAAAUACUUUGCCAGAAGAGGGCUGUGGCAGCGUUUCAUUUGGAUGAAAAGAAAUGGGGCGUUAAUGUUCAACCAUUGUCUGGUUCCCCUGCUAAUUUUGAGGUUUAUACAGCAAUUCUUAAUCCACAUGAUCGAAUAAUGGGUCUGGACUUACCUCAUGGGGGACAUUUGUCACAUGGAUUCAUGACUCCUAAAAGACGAGUAUCUGGCACAUCAAUCUAUUUCGAGUCCAUGCCUUAUAGACUUGAUGAAUCUACAGGCCUUGUUGAUUAUGUCAUGCUUGAGAAGACAGCUACUCUCUUUCGACCAAAACUCAUAAUUGCUGGUGCCAGUGCAUAUCCUCGAGAUUUUGACUAUCCUCGUAUGAGGAAGAUCGCAGAUGCUGUUGGUGCAUUUCUCAUGAUGGAUAUGGCUCAUAUAAGUGGACUUGUUGCUGCUUCUGUAGUUGCUGACCCCUUCGAGUAUUGUGAUAUUGUGACAACUACUACACACAAGUCUUUGAGAGGUCCAAGAGGUGGCAUGAUCUUCUUCAAGAAGGAUCCUGUUCUUGGAGUUGACUUAGAAUCUGCCAUUAACAAUGCUGUUUUUCCUGGUUUGCAGGGUGGUCCUCACAACCACACAAUUGGUGGACUAGCAGUUUGCUUGAAACAUGCACAGUCACAAGAGUUCAAGGCUUACCAAAACCAGGUAGUGUCUAAUUGUAGAGCUCUUGCAAGCCGAUUGGUUGAACUUGGCUAUAAACUGGUUUCUGGUGGCAGUGACAAUCACCUUGUACUUGUGGAUCUGAGGCCAUUGGGUAUUGAUGGGGCUCGGGUGGAGAAAAUACUUGACAUGGCCUCUAUCACCUUGAACAAAAAUUCAGUGCCUGGGGAUAAGAGUGCACUCGUGCCAGGUGGCAUCCGCAUUGGAUCACCUGCUAUGACCACUAGAGGAUUCACAGAAAAGGAAUUCACAGCUAUUGCUGACUUCAUCCAUGAGGGUGUGCAAAUAACUGUUGAUGCUAAAGGAUUAGUGUCUGGAUCAAAGCCACAAGAGUUCUUGAAGUUUGUGGUGUCUCCCGAUUUUCCUUUGACUGAUAAGGUGGCAAAUCUCCGGAGUAGAGUUGAAGCACUGACAACCCAGUUUCCCAUUCCUGGGGUAUGAAUGGUGUCGAUGCACUCUACUAAGUAAUAAUGAGAAGUUGAGAACAUCAUGAAAUUCAACACAGGUUUUAGGGAUCAAAUUUGAAUGUAUUCAUAAAGUUAUGAAAAUUUUGAAGUGUUUGAGAUCUUGUAUUGAAAAUUAUGGAUUUCACUUGGUAUAGAUCUCAUCAGUAACCACUUAUUAGUACUCCAUUGGUAGAUAGGAAAAAUUAAACCAUUGGUCAUGUGAUCAACUUUCCAUCGUCA
Theobroma cacao (cacao) is the source of this 2242-nucleotide messenger RNA. It is a transcript of the gene SHM3, whose product is annotated as serine hydroxymethyltransferase 3. Lineage: Eukaryota; Viridiplantae; Streptophyta; Magnoliopsida; Malvales; Malvaceae. Gene Ontology annotation, biological process: tetrahydrofolate interconversion. Gene Ontology annotation, molecular function: glycine hydroxymethyltransferase activity; pyridoxal phosphate binding. The record is from RefSeq and is a predicted model, not a curated record. Gene Ontology annotation, cellular component: mitochondrion; cytoplasm.